GAGUAUUUAAAGCUGGACCUUGGGUUGGGGUGAUUGCAGUUCCCUUUCUCCUGGAACUCCCCAUCCCAUCAUUUCGACUCUGGUGAUUCUAGGAAGUGAUGCAGCAUGGUCUCUUCUGGCAGGCUGUUUGGGGGAGCCUUCCUACUAGUGGCAAUGCUCUCUCUGGCUCAAGCAGGGCAAUAUUUCCACCUGCUCCGCCAGCGGAUCCUAGAGCAGCGCGAGGAACGCCUGUUGGAAGAGGACCAUUUUCUCCACUUGGACCAGGGAGUGAGUCUCACCAAAUGGGACCACUUCAUGGAGAACUUCAUCCGCCAACAUCUGGACCACUACAACAAGAAAAACCAAGCCACAUUCAACCAGCGAUACUGGGUUAAUGCUGGGUUCUGGAGACACGGCGGCCCCGUCUUCCUCUUCAUCGGGGGCGAGGGCCGCUUAUCUGAAUACGCGGUGCUAAAGGGUCAUCACGUGACCCUGGCAGAGAAAUAUGGUGCUCUUUUAUUGGCUUUAGAGCAUCGUUUCUAUGGUGGUAGCCUCAAACCUGAGAUGCUGGAGGACGACAACCUGCAAUACCUGAGCAGCCAGCAAGCUUUGUCCGACCUUGUUUCCUUCCACCAGUUUAUCACCAAAAAAUACAAGCUGACGCCAAAUAACACCUGGAUUUGCUUUGGAGGGUCCUAUCCGGGCUCCUUAGCAGCUUGGUUCCGUCUCAAGUUUCCGCAUUUAGUCUUUGGUGCUGUCGCAUCUUCCGCCCCUGUCCGAGCCCAGCUGGAUUUCAAAGGUUACCAUAAGGUUGUUGCAGCAAGUCUUUCAAACCCAGUGAUCAGUGGCUCCAAACAGUGUCUUGAUGCGGUAACCGAGGCCUUCUCUGCAGUGGAGGAGCUGGUGCGUUCUGGGCAGUUGGACAAGCUGGACCAAGACUUCCGUUCCUGUUUGCCUCUCGAAGGCCUCAAAGACAGCCUCUGGCUGAUCAAGAACCUGGUCUCCAUGUUCAUGGCCAUUGUCCAGUACAACGGCGAACGCGUGGAGUGGGCCAAUGUGGGCAGGAUCUGCGAGAUCAUGACCAACCACAGUGCUGGAUCCACCUACCAGAGACUUGUGGCAACCAAUAAUAUUGUUCUGAGUGCCAUGAGACUCAAAUGCUUGGACAACUCAUAUGCAGCAUUCAUAGAGAAAAUGACUAACCCCAAGUUCUUUUCGAUGAACAUGGUGGUGCGGCAGUGGAUCUUCCAGACAUGCACAGAGUUUGGAUAUUUCCAGACCUGUGAGGACCCUGCCUGCCCCUUUUCCCGCCUGGUGAACCUGAGGUUUGAGAUGGACGUCUGCAAGCAGGUCUUCAACAUCUCCGACCGCAGUGCCCAGGAAGCUGUGUCUUUCACCAACGAAUACUACGGGGCCAACCAUCCCAAAGCCAGCCGUGUCCUUUUCGUGAAUGGUGACAUCGAUCCUUGGCAUGUGUUGAGUGUCCUCAAGGACCUGUCCCCCUCCGAGUUGGCCAUUGUGAUCACUGGCACUUCCCACUGUGCCAAUAUGGAGUCGCCUUUGCCCACAGACCCAUUGCCUCUCGUUGAAGCCAGAAAGAAAAUCACCGCUCAGGUUGGUGAAUGGCUGGUAUUGGCAAGAAAGACACAACAAAAUAACUAAGCAACCAGAUGGAGGGACAAAAGCUUCUAUUUGGUGGAGGUGAUCAUUGGAGAAAACCUCUCAAGACUCAAUCUCAAUUGUCAGGAAAACCUGUUUGGCUCUAAAGAUGACAGAGAUUCUACCUUUUUUAACACUUCAGGACUUCUUUGCAUCAUCUUCUAUUACUGUGAAAUGUACUUUUACUUUUUUUUCACACUUGGAAAUGUAUUUGUAGCCUUGGAACUGACUCUUUUACUCUUGCUGUGUUUUUGAUUAAAAAACAACUUUUCUAACAUUUGCAAAUAAAAAUUUUAUAGAAUUGA
Anolis carolinensis (green anole) is the source of this 1943-nucleotide messenger RNA. It is a transcript of the gene prss16, whose product is annotated as serine protease 16. Gene Ontology annotation, cellular component: lysosome; endosome. Gene Ontology annotation, biological process: proteolysis. Gene Ontology annotation, molecular function: serine-type exopeptidase activity; dipeptidyl-peptidase activity. The transcript has 12 exons. Lineage: Eukaryota; Metazoa; Chordata; Lepidosauria; Squamata; Anolidae. The record is from RefSeq and is a predicted model, not a curated record. The coding region runs from base 106 to 1641 and encodes 511 amino acids.